Molecule: messenger RNA, 2597 nt
Organism: Tilletiopsis washingtonensis
Lineage: Eukaryota; Fungi; Basidiomycota; Exobasidiomycetes; Entylomatales
Product: kinase-like protein
Exons: 10
Coding region: 295-2445 (716 amino acids)
Biological process (GO): protein phosphorylation
Molecular function (GO): protein kinase activity; ATP binding; protein serine/threonine kinase activator activity
Source: RefSeq, a predicted model, not a curated record
CAACGCCUCGCACCACCACCACCUCGUCGCUCUUUCGACCAAGCAGCGCCUGACCAUCAGCCUGCGACCGCCGCGUCUCCCGUCGUCGCUGCUCGCAUUCGCGUCGCAGCACCGCCGCGACCGCUCCACGUCCGUGCGCACGGCGUCGUUCCGUGCACGUGCAUUCAGGGGUCGCGAGCCAGCAGACCAUCCUGCGUAGCACAGCACGGGCUGCAGCGCCGACGGCGGCACUCCGCACCCUCAUAGGCCACACCGCUCGCUACUCCUGCGCACCUGUGCGCCGCCGCUGCCGCCAUGGUGCCCUCGCCGCGCCGCCUCUCGCCGCAGGUCUCGUCCGACGCCCUCACCGAGACCGCGGCCGGCAGCAGCAGCGGCGCACACGCGCUCGGGCAGCGCAUCAGCAAGGCGGCCGCGGCCACGCGCGCGGCGGCGCACAUUGGCAGUGUCGUUGAUGACUGGCCCUUGUACUCGAGUCAGCCCGAGGACUACAUCAUUGGCGACACGAUUGGCUUUGGCGCCAGCAGUGUGGUGUACCAGGCGUCCUUCUUGCCGCUCAAUGGGCGGGCAUGUGCUGUCAAGAUCAUUGAUCUCGAGGCGUUCGGACGCGACACCGAGGAGCUCCGUCGCGAGACGCAGCUCAUGUCGCUCUCCAAGCACCCAAACGUACUGCGAGUGCGCGGCUGCUGGGUCUCGGGCUCCAAGCUGCACAUCGCCACGCGUCUCAUGUCUGCCGGCUCGAUGCUCGACAUCAUGCGCUUCAGCCAUGCCGAGGGCUUCGAGGAGACGGUCAUUGCGACGGUGCUGAAGCAGGCGCUCGAGGGACUCAACUACCUCCAUAUCAACGGCUGGCUUCACCGCGAUCUCAAGGCCGGCAACAUGCUAGUCGACGACGACGGCACGGUGCUGCUGGGUGACUUUGGCGUCGGCGUGUAUCUCGGCGACGGCGGCGCGUACGAAGACGAGCAGGGCGGCGCAGGCGCAGUCAAGGACGUGGAGCGAGACCGCGGCACCUGGGCAGAGGGCAAGCGCAAGAGCUUCGUGGGCACACCAUGCUGGAUGGCGCCUGAGGUCGUGGAGCGCAAGCACUACGGCAACAAGGCCGACAUCUGGUCGUUUGGCAUCACAGCCCUCGAGCUGACGCAGGGCCGCGCGCCGUACUCGCGCCUGGCGCCCGUCAAGGUGCUCAUGAAGACGCUGCAGGAGGAUCCGCCGACGCUGGACCGCACGGGCAACGCGCACAAGUACUCCAAGACCUUUGACGACUUCAUCCGCUCGUGCCUGCAGAAGGACCCCAACAAGCGGCCGUCCGCAGAGAAGCUCCUAGGGCAUGCCUUCUUCAAGCAGGCCAAGGGCAAGAAGUACCUCACGACUGCGAUCCUGGCCGGCCUGCCGCCGCUCACUGAGCGGCAAGAGCGGCGACGGGCCAUGUCCAUUGCGUCGCUGCGCAAUCAGUACUCGUGGGACUUUGGCAGCAUCUCGUCGCGCGCCGGUAGCAUGGGGCCCGGCGGCAUGACGCCCGGCGGCGAGCGCUUCGACCCGUUCCUCAACUUCUCGGGCACGAUUGCGCCACUCAGCCCCACGGGCUCGAUGCGCUCCAAGAUCAUGUCGAUCGAUGGCAGUCACGCCUUCAUCGAUGACGAGGAUUCGCCAGUAGACGCGUUGGCCGAGCGGUGGCGCAACUCUAUGCGCCUGCACAACGACGGAGAGGACGGAGCUGCUAGCCCGAUGCGCUUCAACAGUGCGCCGCGCCGGCACCGCAACCGCUCGACAGACUCGAACCCUGCGUCCAUUGGCCGAGCUUUCGCAUCGCCUGGCGCAAAUCCGCGACACCGCAAGUCUGUCUCAUUCGACGACCCGGCGGCAGCCGCGGCCGAUGCCGCCGCCCGUGCGGACGGCUCCGACUCCGUCACCUCCGACGCGGCUCUUGCGACGAUCGCCGAGAUGCGCAGCCCGCAGAUGAGCGCCACCAGCCCGGGCGAAGAGGCACCUCCGUUGGCGCUCGAUGCGCAGGUCGAUGCCACGCCGCGCAUCGCGCAGCAUGUGACGCCCACCGGCGAGCGCACCGAGGCCGACGCGGCCCUGCGCGCAUCGGCGCCGUCGCCGCCGGGCUCACGGGCGCCACGACCACCUCCGCUCGAGCUUGUGCGCUCCAACACGGCUGAGCUGCCUGCUCUACCCAAGCCUCCGCCGGCUGCGCCGGCACUUGCACCCGCGCCCGCGGCCUCGGUGAGCGGCACGAGCACGCCGGCGAGCCAGCGCUCCACGAGCGAAGGCAGCAGCUCCAAGGCGACGAGCAGCAGCAAGCCUGCCGCGCCCGCGGCUGCGUCCCAGCCUGGCCUGCUCGCUCGCACCCUCUCGCGUACCGUGGGCGGCGGCGGCACAGAUGCACCGCACAAGCCGAGCCGCCUUGGCAAGAUCUUCCGCCGCGGCGAAGCCAAGACGUGAUGUGGGCCAGCGCCCUGCCUUCACCUAACGACUCUUGACGACCCCAAUCACGACACCCCAUCACCACUUGCACUUCACUACUACAUCCUCACCUCAUUCUCAAUCGUCCCGUCCAUGUCCCUCAGCUGUGUUGCGCGUGACGUAAUGCUGGC